AUGUUCCUCAUGGCGCCGUCGACAACAUGGCGUCUGCGGAGUGCCCGUCUGAAGGCCAAGCUUGAAGGCGCAAACUGGAGAGUCGUCGCGGCCUUUUGGCUCUUUGGUAGGUUUAAUCUCCGCCAGAGUGUCGCUCAUUCACCAACCGCUCACCGAUGGCUGAUAGGCUUGAUCAACAACAUCUUCUACGUCCUCAUCCUAACUGCCGCCCUCGACCUGGUUGGGCCCUCGAUACCGAAAGCGACUGUCCUCCUAGCGUCUAUCGUACCUGGCCUUGCAACCAAGAUAGUCACCCCAUACAUCAUCCAUCUGAUACCUCACUCCCUCCGAACGAUCAUCUUCGCUGCGCUCUCAACAUGUGGAAUGCUCGCUGUAGCCCUCUCGCCCAACACGACGGACGCUCGCAGUAUAUCCAGCAAGAUCGCCGGUAUCGUGUUGGCAAACAUUAGCUCUGGUGCGGGAGAAGUGAGCUGGCUCAGCUUGACACACUACUAUGGACCGUUCAGCCUUGCAGCUUGGGGAUCCGGAACGGGAGGAGCUGGCCUCAUAGGAGCCGGGGCGUAUACACUGGCCACGACAAUCGUCGGUUUCAGUGUCCAUGCCACGCUGAUGUCCAGUUCCCUACUUUCCAUCGUCCUGCUUGCCAGCUACUUCCUCUUGCUUCCAUUGGGACCACUCAAAACUGCGAGCCGUGGCCGUGCCAACAACGAUUCAGUUGAUUGUCAAGAUAUCACCGCGGAAGGGACUGUGGAAUCUGCUGGCCUGCUCGAUCAGCCUGGUCCGAGAACCGUCUCACCGGUCUACAGGAACAAACGGAGCUUCAUCAUGAAAGCUUUGAUCGACUUGAGAGCGAAGCUCACACGUGCGCGCUCUCUCGUAAUGCCAUACAUGCUUCCGUUGUUCCUGGUGUAUCUUGCUGAGUAUACUAUCAAUCAAGGCGUAGCUCCAACCCUGCUUUUCCCACUUGGAGAGUCGCCGUUCAAACACUUUCGAGCAUUCUACCCCACCUACGGUACCAUCUAUCAACUCGGUGUUUUCAUCUCGCGAUCGUCUCUACCAUUCGUGAGAAUCCGAAGCCUCUACCUCCCAUCAUUCCUCCAGGUGCUCAAUCUGUUCGUGCUGGCCAUGCACGCGAUGUGGCCUUUCAUACCGAAUGUCUGGUUCGUGUUCGCAAUCAUCCUCUGGGAAGGUCUAUUGGGUGGACUUGUGUAUGUGUCGACAUUUGCCGCGAUCAGAGAAGAGGUCCCCAGGGAACAUAGAGAGUUCAGUCUUGGCGCAACCACUGUUAGCGACAGUGGAGGCAUUUUCGUGGCAGGCCUUUUGGGUGCGGGGUUGGAGACUGCUCUCUGUAACUGGCAGGUCAGUCAUGGAAGGGAUUGGUGCAAGCGUUUGUAG
This is a messenger RNA of Lecanosticta acicola, 1395 nucleotides long. The record is from the annotation of a GenBank genome assembly. NCBI's taxonomy places the organism in Eukaryota, Fungi, Ascomycota, Dothideomycetes, Mycosphaerellales, Mycosphaerellaceae.